AUGGGUUCCCCGAGUGGACCCCUCCGCCCACGGGCGUCUUCGAAUUUCAUGGGCAUCCGCGCGACCGGCUUCCCCCUAUCGAUGACGCCCCAAGAGAAGCACCUCUUCUCCGACCGCGUCAACACGGCGACGACGCGCCUGUCCAGCACCAUGGCCGUGACCGAGAACGGCGGCGAGUACGCCUUCGUCGUCUACUUCCACAAGAACACGGCCGCCGACGCCCUCGCCCUGCUGCAGGCCGCAGACAUCCGAGUCAGGGGCCACGAGAUCCAGUUUUCCUGGCACUGA
Messenger RNA from Colletotrichum karsti, 288 nucleotides. RefSeq lists its product as uncharacterized. The record is from RefSeq and is a predicted model, not a curated record. The transcript has a single exon. The coding region runs from base 1 to 288 and encodes 95 amino acids. Lineage: Eukaryota; Fungi; Ascomycota; Sordariomycetes; Glomerellales; Glomerellaceae.